Messenger RNA from Rhineura floridana, 4131 nucleotides. RefSeq names its product neuroligin 3 (gene NLGN3). The transcript is spliced from 8 exons. The record is from RefSeq and is a predicted model, not a curated record. Gene Ontology annotation, cellular component: cell surface; postsynaptic specialization membrane; synapse. Lineage: Eukaryota; Metazoa; Chordata; Lepidosauria; Squamata; Rhineuridae. Gene Ontology annotation, molecular function: neurexin family protein binding; signaling receptor activity. Gene Ontology annotation, biological process: synaptic vesicle endocytosis; postsynaptic membrane assembly; chemical synaptic transmission. Bases 415 to 2994 code for a protein of 859 amino acids.
CGCGGCGCGCGCGGGGCGGGGAUUUCGGCGGUGCGGACGGUGGCUGUUGCAGGAUUCCUCCCAGCCUUCCCCCCCCCGCCGCGUUGGCCACGGGUCGGACUGGACUAGCCCGGCAUGGCUGUCGCGGGGCCGCCGCCGCCUCCGGGUCCAGCGCAGCAGCAGGAGCAGCAGGCGGAGCGCGUCGACGGCACCGUCAGCUUUGGAAGAGCCGCAGGGCCUGCUAAGAGCGAGAGGUCGUGGGCAGCCAGAGGGCUCUAAAGAGGAACCUGCCGCUCACCACUUGACCUGCGCUGCCCGCCCGCCCGCCUGCCUGCCAGAUUCCCUGUUCAAAAGACCUUCCCUCUCCACCAUGGGGGUUCUGUGAGCCCCAGGAAUCUGCUUGAGGCCUGGCUCCGGCACUGCCCUCCCCAGACCAUGUGGCGGCCACUCCCCCGAUGCCCAUUGCUCCUUUCGCCUCUUCUGCAAGUGACCGAGGUGGCUGCCGGCUGGGAAGCCCGCCUAGCGCUGUGGAUCCUCAGCUUUGCCUCGGCCGUGGUGCAGAUGGAGAGCCAGGUGUACUCUCCCACAGUCAACACACACUAUGGGAAGCUCCGGGGGGUGCGCAUGCCCCUGCCCAGUGAGAUCCUGGGUCCCGUGGACCAGUACCUGGGGGUACCCUAUGCGGCUCCUCCCAUCGGGGAGAAGCGGUUCAUGCCCCCUGAGCCGCCUCCCUCCUGGUCGGGGAUCCGGAACGCCACCCACUUCUCCCCGGUGUGCCCGCAGAACAUCCACACGGCCGUGCCCGAGAUCAUGCUGCCCAUCUGGUUCACAUCCAACCUGGACAUCGUGGCCACCUACAUCCAGGAUCCAAACGAGGACUGCCUGUACCUCAACAUCUACAUCCCCACUGAGGAUGUAAAACGGAUUUCCAAGGAAUGCGCCCGAAAACCCAACAAGAAAAUAUGUAGGAAAGGAGGCGGCUCCAGCGCUAAGAAACAGGGCGAGGACUUAGCGGAUAAUGACGGGGAUGAAGACGAAGACAUCCGAGACAGUGGGGCCAAACCGGUGAUGGUGUACAUCCAUGGCGGGUCGUACAUGGAAGGGACAGGCAACAUGAUUGACGGGAGCGUGUUGGCCAGCUACGGCAACGUCAUUGUCAUCACCCUCAACUACCGUGUGGGAGUGCUGGGGUUCCUGAGCACCGGGGACCAGGCUGCCAAGGGCAACUAUGGGCUUCUGGACCAGAUCCAGGCACUGCGUUGGAUCAGCGAAAACAUUGCCUUCUUUGGCGGCGACCCCUUACGCAUCACUGUCUUCGGUUCAGGCAUCGGCGCCUCCUGUGUCAGCCUGCUUACACUGUCGCACCACUCCGAGGGUCUUUUCCAGAGAGCCAUCAUUCAGAGCGGCUCUGCGCUGUCCAGCUGGGCUGUCAACUACCAGCCGGUGAAGUACACCAGCUUGCUGGCCGACAAAGUGGGCUGUAACGUGCUGGACACGGUAGACAUGGUGGAUUGCCUGCGGCAAAAGAGCGCCAAGGAACUGGUGGAGCAGGACAUCCAGCCGGCGCGUUACCAUGUGGCCUUUGGGCCCGUCAUUGACGGAGACGUCAUCCCUGAUGACCCCGAGAUUCUGAUGGAGCAGGGCGAAUUUCUCAACUAUGACAUCAUGCUGGGCGUCAACCAAGGCGAAGGCCUCAAGUUUGUGGAGGGCGUCGUGGACCCAGAGGAUGGCGUCUCAGGCAGUGAUUUCGAUUACUCCGUUUCCAAUUUUGUGGACAACCUGUAUGGCUACCCUGAAGGCAAAGACACGCUGCGCGAGACCAUCAAGUUCAUGUACACAGACUGGGCUGACCGGGACAAUCCGGAAACGCGCCGCAAGACGCUGGUGGCACUCUUCACUGACCACCAGUGGGUGGAGCCAUCGGUGGUGACCGCUGACCUUCACGCUCGCUAUGGCUCUCCCACUUACUUCUACGCCUUCUACCACCACUGCCAGAGCCUCAUGAAGCCACCCUGGUCUGAUGCCGCCCAUGGGGACGAGGUGCCUUAUGUCUUUGGGAUCCCCAUGAUUGGGCCCACCGACCUCUUUCCCUGCAACUUCUCCAAGAAUGACAUCAUGCUGAGUGCCGUGGUCAUGACCUACUGGACGAACUUUGCCAAGACUGGGGACCCCAACAAGCCAGUGCCCCAGGACACCAAAUUCAUCCACACCAAGGCCAACCGCUUCGAAGAGGUAGCCUGGUCCAAGUACAACCCCCGCGACCAGCUCUACUUGCACAUCGGCCUCAAGCCACGGGUGCGUGACCACUACCGUGCCACCAAGGUUGCCUUUUGGAAGCACCUGGUCCCGCACCUGUACAACCUGCACGACAUGUUCCAUUAUACCUCCACCACCACCAAGGUGCCACCCCCUGACACCACCCAGAACUCGCACAUCACUCGUCGGCCCAACGGCAAGGCCUGGAGCACCAAGCGGCCAGCCAUCUCCACUGCCUACACCAGCGAGGGCUCUCAGGAAAAGUGGAACCCAGAGCAGGACGGGGCAGGCACAUUGCUGGUUGAGAACCCCCGGGAUUACUCCACCGAGCUGAGCGUCACCAUCGCCGUGGGCGCCUCACUGCUCUUCCUCAACGUGUUGGCCUUCGCCGCCCUCUAUUACCGCAAGGACAAGCGCCGUCAGGACACGCACCGCCAACCCAGCCCCCAGCGUGCCACUGCCGCCAAUGACAUUGGGCACGCUCCGGAGGAGGAGAUGCCCUCGCUGCAAGCCAACCAGACCCACCACAGCGACUGUGAGGCGGUGCAGCCCCACGAGGCCCUCCGCCUCACCGCCUUGCCCGAUUACACGCUCACCCUGCGCCGCUCACCGGACGACAUCCCACUCAUGACGCCCAACACCAUCACCAUGAUCCCCAACUCCCUGGUGGGACUACAGACCUUGCAUCCUUACAACACCUUUGCUGCCAGCUUCAGCAGUACUGGGCUCCCGCACUCACACUCCACAACCCGGGUAUAGCUGCCCAAGCGCCCGCACUCCCGCGCACAUGCCACUCCACCCUCACCGGACCUGGCGCUGCGGGGUCAGACAUGGCGAGCUUCCCCUUGACUCGCUCUUUGGGGAUUUCAUUUGUAUCAAGUGCUUUGACUCUCCUAGAGGCCCAGCAGGGGCUGUCUUGGCUAAGUGGAGCGUAGCCCGGCCGAGGAAGCCAAAACUGUGCUCUCUCCAAGAGCCAUCCCACUCUCUGCUUCUGAGUCCAGCCAGACACUGCCCAGGAGGAGAGCAGAUGUCCUCUGGGCCUGUUGGAAGCGGCCCGGAGCCAUGUGACCAUUCUUGGGGGGGGGGCCUAACUGGCACCUUUGGAACGGAGUUUGCCUGCCACUCCCUCAUUACUGCUAGAGAUUUACCAAUCAGUGCCAUGCAGAAGCAGCUCUGGUGGGCUGAGUUGCCACGCUGAGGCAGUGGCUUGGGAUUACUGGCACUACCGUGCCCCAGGAGGCACCCGACAUGGGUGGUCUGGUACUGGGCACCCAAAGCGCCGGUGCCGAGUCCUGGAUAUAGCCUGGACUUGUUGCUGGGCCCAAUAGAUGCUGUCUGGGUGACUCCCCACACACUCUUCUUCAUCUUGCAGAGAAAACUUUUCCUGUCUGUCCGUUUCUUUCCAAAAGACGUUUUUUAAGCAGAUCUUUUAGUUCUUUAAAACACUAAUGGAAGACGCCGUGUUUUGUCCUUUGUAAAGGUUUUAAACUUAAGUGUUCUUGAUAAAAAAAAAAAAAGCCAGUUAGACACACACACCACAGACACACACACACAUCCCAUCAGCACCGCCGCGGGCUCCUCCAGCAUCGACCGGUGCCAAACUGAGAAACCAGCAGACUUCACUCGGGGCAGAGCAGGCCACGAGACCUUUUUGUAUUUUUGAUACGCCCUUCCUCUGCCACUCAUAAUCUGGACGUGUCAACCAACCAAUCUGUGAUCUGGAGAUACCCGAGGGGCGGCCUGGCUCCUUCCUUCUCGCCCCCUUGCUACUGCCGCCCACUGCUCAGUGGCCAGCCUGCCCCCCUCCCCUCCCCAGCCACUGUGCCAAAUCUCCUGGAGGUUAAACCCUUUUGGAGCUCAGGCCAGUCUGUCCCUUCCCAGCCCCACAGCCCUCCU